AUGUGUUUUGAAGAGAGGUAUUACAAAGACUGUGGGCACCUUGCCUACAGAGGUGAUGUUUGGUGCGAAAACAGUCACGUCAACCUAUUGACUGGCGAAUAUACAUACUGCUCAGCAUCACGCAACAGCAGAACCACCCAGUUCGUCGUACUCGAAACUCCUGGACACUGCGAUACCCAUGAAUGCUGGCUGAAGGCACGGAUUAGAUACGGCUGGAGGUGUCACAGGUGCUUGCACAAGAAUGGUGGAAAACAGGGCAGAUUUUGCAGAGGUCAUAAAUGCGGUCACGAGGUCUGCAGCAAGUGUUCCUCCAGCUUCUUGAAAUGCUGCUAUGACGGUCAUACUCUCAGACGUGGCGCGAAGUGUAAAGUAUGUUCACAUCAGUCUUGCUCCAGGUGCGAGUAUUGCCUGCAGUGA
Molecule: messenger RNA, 417 nt
Organism: Pyricularia grisea
Lineage: Eukaryota; Fungi; Ascomycota; Sordariomycetes; Magnaporthales; Pyriculariaceae
Exons: 1
Coding region: 1-417 (138 amino acids)
Source: RefSeq, a predicted model, not a curated record